AUGGUGGGCAGUUUUACCGAUAUAGGGGCAACAUGCGUUGAUUUCUGCAAUUUUAGACGUGACUUGCUAGCAUAUAUCGCGGGGGCGGAUGCACAAAUGGUCAUAGAAGACAUGUUCAAAAACAAGGAGGCGAACCCGGAUUUCUAUUUUGAUUUUGACCUUAAUGAAGAGAGGCAACUGUGUAGGUUGUUUUGGACGGAUGCGGUAUCUCGGAAGAAUUUCGCAUGCUUCGGGGAUGUGAUGUCAUUCGAUGCAACAUACAGAACAAACAGAUACAAGCUCGUCUUCGUACCCUUCACGGGAGUAGAUAACCACAAAAGAUGCAUUACCUUUGGAGCAAGCCUCAUUGCGAGAGAAGAUGUGCAAUCAUACACGUGGCUACUGAAAAGCUUUAAAACCGCAAUGAGACAUACUCCAAGAUGUUGUAUAACGGAUCAAGACCCUGCUUUAAAGGUGGCAGUACCAAACAUUAUGCCAGAAACAAAACACCGAUUCUGCAUGUGGCACAUAAUGUCAAAACUAGGAGACAAGGUGGGAACUGCAUUGGCAAACAAUAGUGAUUUUAAAAAGGCAAUCAACAAUACAGUAUGGGAUGAAACAAUAAGGGCCCCAGAAUUUGAGAGGAGAUGGGCAACAGUAAUGACAGAUUACAACCUUGUCGACCACAGAUGGUUCAGUCAACUAUACGAGGCGAAGGAAACAUGGAUACCCGCUUAUUUCCAAGACAUAUUCAUGGGAGGACUACUCAAAACAACAUCUCGUUCAGAAUCAGAAAAUAGUUAUUUUGGAAAAUUCACUAAACACCACAACAGUCUGGUAGAGUUCCUCAUGCAAUACAACAGGGCCAUAGAAGAACAAAGGCAUAACCAAAACAAGUUGAACGCGAGGUGUGAAGGUUCAUUCCCUGAAACAAAGACCCCUAUGGCCAUAGAACGCCAAGCUGCUGUAGUAUACACCAUAGAAAUCUUCUACGAGUUCCAACCAGAGUUAUGGGAAGGAAGUUUCAAUUGUAAAAUCACCAACAAGACCAUGGACGAUGGUGCCCGGAAGUACAUUGUGCAAGAAACAGGUAAAAAGCUAUUUGAGGUAACGUACCAAGAAACAACUCAAAUUACCGAAUGCAGCUGCAAUAAAUUCAAUAGAGUAGGAAUCCUGUGUAGGCAUGUGUUGGCCGUUUUCAAGGACGAAGAUGUACAAGAAAUACCGGGGAGGUAUAUUGUUCCUCGCUGGACAAGAGAUGCGGAUGCACAACCAAUGUACGAUAUAGUGUGGAAGGCAACAAGUAAUACGCAUGGGGGAAAUGAAAGAAGAACCGUUGCCAACAAACUUUGGAAUGAAUUUUACAAUUGCAUGGGUUUAGCUAAUGGAUGGCCAGACCAAAUGGAGGCAAUGUUGACAACAUUGCAACAGCUAAAAGCAACAUUACAAAGUGCCACCCAACAUUGCAAUCCCAGUGCCACCCCCCAAUCAGUAAUAGAAUCAAUAGUCAAUGCUACCGCACCUAGUGAAAUACAAAUCAAGACACCCAGUGUAGCAAAGAACAAAGGUAGUGGAAAAAGAUUGAAGAGCAACAAAGAAAAAGCAUGUGAGAAAAACAAGAAAAAAGUGAGGAAGUGCGCUACCUGCGACAAGCCAGGGCACGACAGCAGAAAUUGCGUUGAAAACAAAGAACUCCCAUAG
Molecule: messenger RNA, 1680 nt
Organism: Ipomoea nil (Japanese morning glory)
Lineage: Eukaryota; Viridiplantae; Streptophyta; Magnoliopsida; Solanales; Convolvulaceae
Product: protein FAR1-RELATED SEQUENCE 5-like
Exons: 2
Coding region: 1-1680 (559 amino acids)
Biological process (GO): regulation of DNA-templated transcription
Molecular function (GO): zinc ion binding; nucleic acid binding
Source: RefSeq, a predicted model, not a curated record